Siniperca chuatsi (mandarin fish) is the source of this 1016-nucleotide messenger RNA. RefSeq names its product CD209 antigen-like. Gene Ontology annotation, cellular component: external side of plasma membrane. Lineage: Eukaryota; Metazoa; Chordata; Actinopteri; Centrarchiformes; Sinipercidae. The record is from RefSeq and is a predicted model, not a curated record. Gene Ontology annotation, molecular function: D-mannose binding; fucose binding. The transcript is spliced from 6 exons. Bases 1 to 927 code for a protein of 308 amino acids. Gene Ontology annotation, biological process: biological process involved in interspecies interaction between organisms.
AUGAAGCCCUACGGUGCCAGCAUCAUGAUGCUUCCCCACAGGAUGCACAGGAAGAGUUGUGGAAAAGUAUUUACUGUGAUUGUUGAAACCUUUAACUAUAAUUGCAAUAUUUUUAUUUUUCCUAAAGACCGACUGGUUAUACUGUGUCUGGGACUGUUGAACGCUGUUCUGCUGAUAGCUGCUGUUGUUAUUGGGAUUAACUGUGGCAAAGUCAAAGAGGGUUCCCUUCAGGUUUCCCACUCAGCUGCAACACAGCUCAUCAGUGAGCUGAACUAUCUCCGUGGCAACCACAGCGAUGUGAUCGAAGCCGAAGAGGAGGCCAAGAACGCGUUAGAGAGAGCGGUCAAAAACCAUGCACAGCUAAGGGUGAAAAUUGAGCAGCAGAGGACCAUCAAUGACAAUUAUCAGAGACAGAUUGAGGCACUGCAAGCAGAGAAGACAAAUCUGCAGUCCAACAUAUCGGCUUUGGAGGGAACUUGUGGCAGAUGUCUCUCCAAAUGGCUUCUCCUCAACUCAUCCUGCUAUUUCUUUUCUUACAUCGAGUCCCGUACUGUCAAAAAGAACUGGCCAGAUAGCAGAGCAGACUGUAUUAGUCGUGGAGCCGACCUGAUUGUGAUCGAUAACCAGGAGGAGCAGAGAUUUGUGAGUGACAGCAUUGAAAAUAUGAAAAGUGGCCGUAACGUCUGGGAGAGCGGAUUCUGGAUUGGUCUCACAGACUCAGAGACAGAGGGGACGUGGGUCUGGAUUAAUAACGUCACCGAGGUGGAACAAAGGUACUGGAUGGAUGGAGAACCAAACAACAUCGGACAACUGGGAGAAGACUGUGGGAUUGCAGUUUAUAGCCCCAAUAAUCCCUGGAAGACCCGUUUCGAUGCCAGUUGUCACCAGAGAGAGAGACAUUGGAUAUGUGAAAUGACAUCUAGCUAGAAGCAGGAAGUACUGCUCAAGCAGAAAAUACAAGCAUAUGUUUGUAACUCUUUUUUUUAAAAAAAGCAUAAAACACCUUUAAGACUGGU